Messenger RNA from Peronospora matthiolae, 1209 nucleotides. The record is from the annotation of a GenBank genome assembly. NCBI's taxonomy places the organism in Eukaryota, Oomycota, Peronosporomycetes, Peronosporales, Peronosporaceae.
AUGGUGAACAAGCCCAUGCGGUGCGCGUCUGCACGUCUCCGUGCGGACGCCGAAGCAGAAACCGCUGCAACCGAUGUGCCAUCGGUUGCUGAAGCGUCUCAGUCUGUGUCACCUCGUGAUGCAGACGCUCGUCAUGAAGACACUCAUGUCGUCACAGAGUAUGAGCUCGAUGUCUCAUACUCUCCUGAUACGAAAGAGGGAUCUGUAUCGAAGGCGGUUGAAGCCAAGCCGCCUGCCAAGCGUGGCAUGGAUGAUGUAGCAUCGUUGGUUCGUCUGACGAAUCAGAUGAACCAUCGCCAAAGCGAAGGCGCUCGAGAUCGCAAGACUCGGGCGCUCACAGUGGUGUCGGUUCUCCUAUUGACACCACUUCGCAACGAGAACCUUGAGGAUGUAGAUCGUGACGUUUGGAACGACAAACUUAUCAACGCUCGUGAUAAGUUUGAGAAGAGAACCCCGAUAGGCGCACGCUACAAGCUGCAUCGUCUGUCUAAGGAGGGUGGGUUACCCAGUCUCUCCUGGGGAGACCUGUGCCCUUGUUGUGUGAACAACUCAGCGCACGCACCUAAGGAGGCCUACCUCCUUAAUAGCCCGUGGUGGCGCGUACGUAUCUCUACUGAGAUGUACGAAGGGAUUGAAAACCUGAAAUCCCUUUACGACCGUGCCGGGAAGACUUUCUCCAGCGGUCCUUCUGCGGCACAGGAUGUGCCGCGUCGUACUGCUCAACCAGACCCAGUACGUAAAUCAUUAUUUGGGAGCGGGGCUUCCAACUAUUCCAGGAUGGGGGAUAACCGCGCCACCGGACGAGGUAACUCGUCCGACGUCCGUUCACAUCGCGGUGGUUCAACAGCUGCUCAACCAGAUAGCGCUGGCCACCGCGAGAGUCCUCCAAAGGAGGUGGAGGAGGAGGGAAAACGCUCUCCAAACUAUCGUGGGGGAGCGUGUGUCUCCGAGAGCUUCUUUGAUCGCGUAACUCUUGCGCUACGCGACGACCUCGAGUAUGAGCGGGACAGGCGUCUUCAACUGGCGGACACUGUCUCGAAGCAUCGAGCUGAGGUAGCUCGCGUGGAUAUUGACCGGUCUCGGGCUGAGAUAACUGCUCUUCAGACCCUUGUCGAUGGCCACCAUCGGGAGCACAAGGCUCUCUGUGAGAUGCUUGAGCGCAAGGGCGUUCUUCAUCGGAAGAAGCAGCGUACUGAUGGUACGGCUUAA